Messenger RNA from Ochotona curzoniae (black-lipped pika), 4979 nucleotides. RefSeq names its product ubiquitin like modifier activating enzyme 1 (gene UBA1). Gene Ontology annotation, molecular function: SUMO activating enzyme activity. Gene Ontology annotation, cellular component: SUMO activating enzyme complex; cytoplasm. Bases 1601 to 4777 code for a protein of 1058 amino acids. Gene Ontology annotation, biological process: protein sumoylation. The record is from RefSeq and is a predicted model, not a curated record. NCBI's taxonomy places the organism in Eukaryota, Metazoa, Chordata, Mammalia, Lagomorpha, Ochotonidae. The transcript is spliced from 26 exons.
UUGUUUCUCUGCUAACUCACCAAGACUCUUCCUGCCCAGGUGGGUUCUUUAGCAUUGCCAGUGGGCCACCCGGCAGGCUUAGAGGCUCUAGCCAGCCUUCGCCCUCCCCUCGUGUCCCUUAGCUCUUAGGGUGGGCUCUGUGCUGAGUCCCGACUCCAUUCACCCAGGAGGCAUUCGACAAACUCCCUACCAGUUAGCUGCAUGACUGUGUGAGCGCAUAGCGUGCCCUGAGCCUUGGUUGGCCCGUUUGUGGUGUGUGCGUGAGGUCAUGGAGUUCACAUUUACCAUCAGGAUCAGACCAAAGCCUUGUCCCUGUGAAGGCUUGCCAGGCAGGAUGCUCCUGCUAGAUGGUAGGAAGCUCUUGUCCCUGGGAUGAGUGCAAGGGAAAGGCAGGUGGAAUCUGAGGUCCACUUGAUGGCAGGUGUCAGCAGGGACUCAGUGUAUGAGGACGUGUAUGACCUGGAGGCUCAGGUAUAAGCAGGCAAAGGCCCCAUGCUCCGAGGCAAAGGGGUCCUGGUCCUGCUCUCUGACAUCUGGAUUGAGUCACACACACACACACCCAUACCCAUCACUACCACUGCCAGAUUGUUGUUCUGUAUCCGGGAGCUGGCAAGGGACCUUCAGCAGGUUACCUGAGAGGAUGAGGCUUAGUGCGGUGAGGGGUGAGGGCUCUGACCCCUGGCUCACCAGAGUGAAAACUGUUGCCAUUAAACGCUGUUAACAGCAGGAGGUAGCCUGCCUGAGCCUCUCAGUCGGCAGAUCCUGGUCUGAUGUCCCAGCUUAGCCACACUCUGGGAAUUUUGGUCAGGUCACCCAGCGUGUCUGGAUGCAUUCUGGUUUUCCCCCUGCCUUGUGAGCUGGGAGCUAUUCAUGGUAUUCCCAACCCCGCAGGGAGGACCUUGGGACAGAGUGAGACUGUUCAAGCACUCACCAGUGGCCUUAGUCUGUUUCACGGGCUGCAAGUGUACACAAGAGGUUGAAACUUUGUGUUUUCUUGUUUUUUGUUUUUUAAUCUGAGCCCUGGUUUUCCUCUCAAAGUUGGGAUUGGGCCUUGUAAAACUCCCCAAGCCCCUCUGGGGAGUGGAUUUUCCCUAUGCACGGUGUCUCUUGACAUCAUGCCAGCCUGGUGGAUGCCCAGGCCUCAUUUUCCUCUUGCACCCUGCUCCUCUCUCUUCCCCUGCCAUCCAUGGGAUUGAGAGAGAGGAGAAUGGCUGCUUAUUACUGUUUGCCUACCCCCCUGGGCCAGGCUCCAUAGUCUGUGUUUUUUUUCUCAAUCCCAUGGGAAAGGUAAGUGGUAUUCUUUCUGACACACACACAUGCACACAUCCCAUUUUACAGAUGAAGAAACUGAGGCCCAUAGCUUCCAAGGAAUAGCCGGCUCAAGAUUUGCAGCAGGAUCUCUGUCCCCUGAACCCACACCCCUUUCCUGACUUCUCCCCCAAUCCGUUCUCGUUACUCCCGUCAUCCCGCAGGAUCGGAGGAGUCUCUGCGUCAUUACGCUGAGCUGGGGAGAGGCAGCUGGCUCAGUGGUGAGCUGCGUGGAUCUGCCAGCCACGCCACCUGGGUUCAGACGUCACCUCUGACGGCUGAGUGACCUUGGAUGUCCAGCUCGCCGCUGUCCAAGAAACGUCGCGUGUCCGGGCCUGAUCCAAAGCCGGGUUCUAACUGCUCCCCUUCCCAAUCCGUGUUGUCCCAAGUGCCCUCGGUGCCAACCAACGGAAUGGCGAGGAACGGCAACGAAGCAGAUAUCGAUGAGGGCCUUUACUCCCGGCAACUGUAUGUGUUGGGCCAUGAUGCAAUGAAGCGGCUCCAGACAUCCAGUGUACUAGUUUCAGGCCUGCGAGGCCUGGGUGUGGAGAUUGCAAAGAACAUCAUCCUUGGUGGAGUCAAGGCUGUGACCCUCCAUGACCAGGGCACUGCCCAGUGGGCUGACCUCUCCUCGCAGUUCUACCUGCGGGAGGAGGACAUUGGGAAAAACCGUGCUGAGGUGUCACAGCCCCGCCUUGCCGAGCUCAACAGCUACGUGCCCGUCAGUGCCUACACUGGACCCCUUGUUGAGGAUUUCCUCAGUGGCUUCCAGGUGGUUGUCCUCACUAACAGCCCCCUGGAGGACCAGUUGCGUGUGGGCGAGUUCUGUCACAGUCGUGGCAUCAAGCUGGUAGUAGCAGACACAAGAGGCCUGUUUGGGCAACUCUUCUGUGACUUCGGAGAAGAGAUGAUCCUCACGGAUUCCAAUGGGGAACAGCCGCUUAGUGCCAUGGUCUCUAUGAUCACCAAGGACAACCCUGGUGUGGUUACCUGCCUGGAUGAGGCCCGACACGGGUUUGAAAGUGGUGACUUUGUCUCCUUUUCGGAAGUACAGGGCAUGACUGAGCUCAAUGGAAAUCAACUCAUAGAGAUCAAAGUCCUGGGUCCUUAUACCUUUAGUAUCUGCGACACCUCCAACUUUUCUGAUUAUAUACGUGGAGGCAUCGUCAGUCAAGUCAAAGUACCCAAGAAGAUUGGCUUUAAAUCCCUGGCGGCUUCGCUGGCAGAGCCUGACUUUGUGGUGACGGAUUUCGCCAAGUUCGCUCGCCCUGCCCAGCUCCACAUUGGCUUCCAAGCCCUGCACAAGUUUUGUGCUCAGCAUGGCCGACCACCCCGGCCCCGCAACGAGGAGGAUGCAGCACAGCUGGUGUCCCUGGCACAGGCUGUGAACGCUAAAGCUUCGUCGGCCGUGCAGCAGGAUAACCUGGAUACAGACCUUAUCCGGAAUCUGGCAUAUGUGGCAGCUGGGGAUCUGGCACCCAUCAAUGCCUUCAUUGGGGGCCUGGCUGCCCAGGAAGUCAUGAAGGCCUGCUCAGGGAAGUUUACACCCAUCAUGCAGUGGCUGUACUUUGAUGCCCUUGAGUGUCUCCCUGAGGACAAAGAGGCCCUCACAGAGGAUAUGUGCCUCCCGCGCCAAAACCGCUAUGAUGGACAGGUGGCUGUAUUUGGGUCAGACCUGCAAGAGAAGCUGGGCAGGCAGAAGUACUUCCUGGUGGGUGCAGGGGCCAUUGGCUGUGAGCUGCUCAAGAACUUUGCCAUGAUUGGCCUGGGCUGUGGGGAGAAUGGAGAAAUAAUUGUCACAGACAUGGACACCAUUGAGAAAUCGAAUCUGAAUCGACAGUUUCUGUUUCGGCCCUGGGACGUCACGAAAUUAAAGUCUGACACGGCUGCUGCAGCUGUGCAUCAGAUGAACCCACACAUCCGGGUGAUAAGCCACCAGAACCGUGUGGGUCCUGACACUGAACGCAUCUAUGACGACGAUUUCUUCCAAACUCUGGAUGGUGUGGCCAAUGCCCUGGACAACGUGGAUGCCCGCAUGUACAUGGACCGCCGCUGUGUGUACUACCGGAAGCCGCUGCUUGAAUCAGGCACCCUGGGCACCAAGGGCAAUGUCCAGGUGGUGAUCCCCUUCCUGACAGAGUCCUACAGCUCCAGCCAAGACCCACCUGAGAAGUCCAUCCCCAUCUGUACCCUGAAGAACUUCCCUAAUGCCAUUGAGCACACUCUGCAGUGGGCUCGGGAUGAAUUUGAAGGCCUCUUCAAGCAGCCAGCAGAAAAUGUCAACCAGUACCUCACAGACCCCAAGUUUGUGGAUCGGACAUUGCGGCUGGCGGGUACUCAGCCAUUGGAGGUGCUGGAGGCUGUGCAGCGGAGCCUGGUGCUGCAACGACCACAGAACUGGGCAGACUGUGUGACCUGGGCCUGCCACCAUUGGCACACCCAGUACUCUAACAAUAUCCGGCAGCUGUUGCACAACUUCCCUCCCGACCAGCUCACAAGUUCGGGAGCGCCCUUCUGGUCUGGGCCUAAACGUUGUCCUCACCCACUCACCUUCGAUGUUAGCAACCCCCUGCACCUGGAUUAUGUGAUGGCUGCUGCCAACCUGUUUGCCCAAACCUAUGGGCUGGCAGGCUCUCAGGACCGAGCUGCCGUGGCCGUACUGCUGCAGUCUGUACAGGUCCCCGAAUUUACUCCCAAGUCUGGAGUCAAGAUCCACGUUUCUGACCAAGAGCUGCAGAGUGCCAAUGCCUCUGUUGAUGAUAGUCGUCUAGAGGAACUUAAGGCAACGUUGCCCAGUCCCGACAAGCUCCGUGGAUUCAAGAUGUACCCCAUUGAUUUUGAGAAGGAUGAUGAUAGAAACUUUCAUAUGGAUUUCAUUGUGGCUGCUUCCAACCUCCGAGCCGAAAACUAUGAUAUUCCCCCUGCAGACAGGCACAAGAGCAAACUGAUUGCAGGGAAGAUCAUCCCAGCCAUUGCCACGACCACAGCAGCUGUCGUUGGCCUUGUGUGUCUGGAGCUGUACAAGGUAGUACAGGGGCACCGACACCUCGAAUCCUACAAGAAUGGUUUCCUUAACUUGGCCCUGCCCUUUUUCGGUUUUUCUGAACCGCUGGCUGCACCACGUCACCAGUACUAUAACCAAGAAUGGACACUGUGGGAUCGCUUCGAGGUUCAGGGACUGCAACCCAAUGGUGAGGAGAUGACUCUCAAACAAUUCCUUGACUAUUUUAAGACAGAGCACAAAUUGGAGAUCACCAUGCUGUCGCAGGGUGUAUCCAUGCUCUAUUCCUUCUUCAUGCCAGCGGCGAAGCUCAAGGAACGGUUGGACCAGCCGAUGACAGAGAUUGUAAGCCGCGUGUCAAAGCGAAAGCUGGGCCGCCAUGUGAGAGCGCUGGUGCUUGAGCUGUGCUGUAACGACGAGAGCGGCGAGGACGUCGAAGUCCCCUAUGUCCGAUACACCAUCCGCUAACCUUCGUCUGCUCUUUUAGGCCGGCCCGACAACCUGUUCCCGAUCCCUUUCAACCCCGGGUUCCCAGUUGGCCUCCGGCAGUGGCCCACCUAGCCAGGCCUGGUGUUCCUUUGUCAUCCCCUACCUAUCCCGAACCCUUCUUGCCACUGCUUUUUACCUUGUUUGGAACCUGAAUCCUAAUAAAAAAAAAAAUUAACCCAUA